AUGUCGCUCGCAGUCUGUCGUACUCAGGGUAUGGGAGCGUUUCGAUUCGCUCUCAUCAUCAGUUUCGAAACCACAGUAUGUUUGUGUCCUGAGUAUGAGAACGGAUCCGGUGUCAUUGCAUACUCGAAUGAUGAAAUUUCCGUGAUACUCUCCUUGACAACCUCCCAAGAGUCUGCCAAAACCAGAACCAAUCUCUCCUUACAUCACGACACCGAAGUCCGAUAUCGUGAAUGCGAACGCUGGUCGCUCCUGUCGAUCUCCCGCGAUAUACCCACAAGCUCGCGCGCCAUCUCCGCUGAACCCAGCUUAGCGCUUUCGGCAGCAUUACACAUCACCCAUGAAGUCCGGAAUAGCGCCAUAUUCCGGAAGAGUCAGAGCUAG
Molecule: messenger RNA, 381 nt
Organism: Alternaria atra
Lineage: Eukaryota; Fungi; Ascomycota; Dothideomycetes; Pleosporales; Pleosporaceae
Exons: 2
Coding region: 1-381 (126 amino acids)
Source: RefSeq, a predicted model, not a curated record